Messenger RNA from Ictidomys tridecemlineatus (thirteen-lined ground squirrel), 2219 nucleotides. Lineage: Eukaryota; Metazoa; Chordata; Mammalia; Rodentia; Sciuridae. The record is from RefSeq and is a predicted model, not a curated record.
CGACAGACAGGAUGUUUCUCCAGAGACGUGCCUCACCAAGAGAGUGACCUGGCUGGAAAUUCACAGUCCAGGAGCAGUGUCUCUGCAGAGGCGAGAGGCUUUCAAGCAAAUCAUGCAUUUUUUUCAUUUGUUUUUGUUGGUGGCAGCCCCAGAUGUUCUAGCUCUUCCCAAAUUCAUGAUUGAGUAUCUCAGCCCUCUUCUGGAAAAUGCUUCUGAGCACACCCGGGUUGCUGUGGUCACCGUGUCUGUCUCACCUCACACUUCUCUGGUUGGAGGCCCUGUGAUUAUUAAUGCAAAUCCUGUGGUCCAUCCAUUCAUGCUGUCUCAGAGAUCCACACACAUGUGGGAUUUAUUCACCACUGGAGUACCCAAGCUGGAUUUUGAGAGUGUGAUGCUUUAUUCCCUGAUAAUCUAUGCCAAAGACAGCCGAGGGGCAACAGCAUCCCAGACCAUGUUAAUCCAGAUAGUAGAUGUGAAUGAGCCGCCCACCUUCACCGGAUCUCUUGCCCCUGAAAACCAAGUUACUGAGAUUUAUAUCUUAGAAGACACUGCCCCGGGCACCAUCAUUUACCGAGCAACAGCCAAGGACCCAGAGGAUACUGCUUUGGAGUACUUCAUUUCCCCAGAGGGUUCUGGCUUCACAAUCGACAGCAUCGGGACCAUUUCUACAGCAUCCGGCUUUGACUUUGAGAGUGAAACCAGAAGUUUUUCACUCGUUAUUAAAGUGGUUGAUGCUGGAGGACUCUCUACCACUAGAAAUCUAAAGAUUUUCCUCAUCAAUGUCAACAAUAAGGACCCCAGUCUUACCUGCAGUUGGAGCAAGAUGUGCUGUGUCAUUGCAGAGCGCGGGACUGUGGUUACUGCCACCCGUCUGGAUGUGGAGAGAGCUGGGUUUGCAAGAGUUCAGUCCUUCUCCAUUAAGGCUUGUGAUGGUGACCAGAGAUGUGCAGCAAUUCCAGUGACGACCUAUGUUCGUGGCAUUAAUGACAACGCACCUUUCUGUGAUCGAUAUCUGAUUAGGUACACAGGCCAGGAGGUGAUUGCGAAAGACACCGUGGUUGCAAAACUCUCGUGUCAUGACCUCGAUGAGCCUCCUAAUGCAAUCCAUUACGCUCCAAGUGCAGGCCCAGUCGGUUCUGGACAACUCUUUGAGCAAGUGCCAAAGGCUGAACAUUCCAUCCGGGUUGCCCAAGAUUUGGAUUAUGAGAACCCAGAGGUGGUUGCCGCAGGACAUAUCUAUGAGAUGAUGAUUUCAGUAUUUGAUGACCUGCGUCCGUCCCACACAGUCACUGUAACAAUCAUCGUGGAGAUCACUCCUGCCAAUGACUUCAGCCCCGUGUUUGAAGCUGCACACUAUUCAUUCUCCGUUCUGGAAACGUCAGGAGCCUUCCACAAAGUUGGAAGAGUGACCGCCAUUGAUGAAGACUACCCACCCAACUGUCUGACCUACAAGAUAUCCAAGGGAGACAUCCAGGUGGUCCAGAGAUUUUGGAUUCACCCUCUCUCUGGAAUGAUCGAACUCACCACACAGCCGGACUAUGAGUCUGUGAAGCAAUAUAACCUCACCGUGGAAGCCGUGGACUGCGACACAGCUCAUCCUCGCACAGGAGUGACCACAUAUGAUUCUGAUUUUUCAAUUAUCCCUUUUAAAGGAAAUGAGAACCAUCACUUUGGGUUUGAUCCAAUUCGAGGUUCAAAUACUCCAAAACUGAUCGUGAAGAAUCCUUUUAAGUUUGAGUCUGGAGCUGAACCGCAGCGGCAAUACCAUCUUGUGGUGCACGUAAUUGAUGACAAUCUGAAAUACGGCAAAUCCAGCAAGCCCAGGACAGGCACUGCUAUUAUAGAUAUUUAUGUGACAAGAGCCAGUACGCCACCUCCCCCAACAAGUUCUGAACAAAGAAAAGGUCUGACCAUUGUGUACACAGCUAUCAACACAUACAAAUCCGAGGACUGGUACAUUCCUUUCAUCUUCACUCUGAUGGCUAUUUUCUUUGCUGGAUUGGUUUCCUGGGUGUGUUUUCUGCUUUGGAGAUAUGGAAACAUUAUGGAGUGCUGUCACUUAAUGACCAAAGAAGUCUCCAAGUCCAGAUCCAAACGAAUGAAGUAUAUUGCAGGGGAUAGUAAUCAGAAAGAAAAGGUCAUUACAGGAAGCAGAAGUAAAAAAUUAGAAGUGUUAACAGUAAGUGCAUUUUUGUGAUCCCUCUAUGGUUAAAAAAAAA